Molecule: messenger RNA, 975 nt
Organism: Entamoeba invadens IP1
Lineage: Eukaryota; Evosea; Mastigamoebida; Endamoebidae
Product: protein vip1, putative
Exons: 1
Coding region: 1-975 (324 amino acids)
Molecular function (GO): RNA binding
Source: RefSeq, a predicted model, not a curated record
AUGGCAACCGAACAAAAAACAUUUAACGUCUUGGUGACAAACAUUGACAAAAAUGUGACAGUGGAAACACUGACAUCAUUCUUCUCAUUCACGGGGAAGGUUGUUGAGGUUCGUCUUUCGAAGGUCGAUGAAGAGACACAACAAGCAAUAAUUGUCUUUGAUUCUGAAGAGUCUGUUAAGACGGCAGAACUUAUGACUGGUGCUCUUCUUGAGGCAAAGAGAAUAGAAAUUGCUCCAACGCAAUUGACUCAAUCCACUACCCACGACACAGUGUUUAGAGGAGACACUUUACCCGAGCGAAAAAUCCCCGACCUUCCUGCAGAACACACAAAAGCAUCUGUUGCAGCGUCACUCAUCGCACAGGGAUAUAUCUUGGCAAGUGAUUCCUUCCAAAAAGCAGUUCAAUUCGAUAAAGAUCACAACAUCUCAGACACCAUCAAAGCAAAGGCCGCCGCCGUCAAAAAUGCGGCAAUUAAUGUCGACGAACAAUACCACAUCACUGAAUACUUGGCGCUCGGAGCAACUAUGGCUGUUUCUUAUGCGUCUGGAAUCAAUGAAAAGUACAAAAUUACAGAAACUGUAUCGACCACUGCAAAAGAAAUUGACAACGCACUUGGCAUAUCAAAUGGAGUCGGAGCGGCGAAACAAGCAAUCGACAACGGAAUCUCUAAAGUAGUUCAGUCGGAGCCAGUCGUGAAAGCAAGAACUGCUGUUUCGUCAUCGAUCAACGAGUUUUCAAAUGAAGUUUCUCAAGAAGUUGGCGUCAGAAAGAAUUUGAAGGAUUUAGAAAAAAUUGAAUGUGAGAAGGAGCAGAACGAAACAAAAGAAGAGAAUGAUACAAAAGAAAUCGUCGUUGAAAAUCCACCGCAAUUCGAAACGACACCACUUGCCCCAGUCGAUGUUCCUCAACAACCAGUUCAAGAUCAGAUAGUCACCAUUCCUGACGAUGUUGACUCUCCUCACAACCUUCUUUAA